Molecule: messenger RNA, 1470 nt
Organism: Ornithodoros turicata
Lineage: Eukaryota; Metazoa; Arthropoda; Arachnida; Ixodida; Argasidae
Gene: mRpS9
Product: small ribosomal subunit protein uS9m-like
Exons: 14
Coding region: 35-1243 (402 amino acids)
Biological process (GO): translation
Cellular component (GO): ribosome; mitochondrial small ribosomal subunit
Molecular function (GO): RNA binding; structural constituent of ribosome
Source: RefSeq, a predicted model, not a curated record
CACAAUCAUCGUUGCAUGUGAAUGCUGUUUCGGGAUGCGGUGUGCUCUCACUUCUUGCAUUUAUAAGUCAAACCAGUCGUUCCUUGGGAUUAGCUGUACCAUAUGGCUUUCACAGGUGAAAUGCUGCAGCACCGAAGCGAACGUUGUGCAGACGACACAACUCCCGAGCAUCCUGCAAGGUCAGAAACCGGCGCCUACAAAAGCCCAAAGGAUCAGUAGAGCAAUGAAAGCUUACUUGGAACGAGCCAAAAAGUAUGAUGAGUUCAUUAAGAGAGAGAAAGACGAAUUUGAAAUUGGAAAACGGCACUUGGCCAACAUGAUGGGGCUCGACGUGGACGACAUGACACAAGCUGACAUAGACCGUGCCAUCGAGUAUUUGAUGCCGUCUGGUCUCUACGAGAAGAAAGCACGACCCAUGAUGAAGCCGCCAGAGGAAGUUUUCCCGAGGGAAAAAGCCGCUCAGUUCGACUAUACGGGCCGCCCAUUCCACUACCUCUUCUACACCACAAAGCCAAACUUUUAUGAAGUCCUGCACGAAAGUGUUUCCAAGAUGAACACACUCAAUCAGUUCGAGAGCCGAAUGAUCGGCAAAGGCGUCAAAGAAGCGUCUGCGGAAAAUAAGGUCAACUUCGAAGGUUCCGAAUGGCUGUCCAAGGAAGAAAUGGAACAUUUGCUCGUAGAAAGCCUCAAAGAACACCAGUACGAAUACUUCGUAAAGACGCUCGACCGACUGGCGAGCCACCCAUACUCUGCCCGGGAAAAAGAGUUCUUGAAGAAAUACAGGAAGGAAAAGUUGAUCGCCCUCAUCCACGAGGAAGUGCCGCCGCUGAUGUACGACGAACUUGGACGGCCGUACAUGACCGCCGAAGGCAGACGCAAGACGGCUCGUGCCACCAUAACCGUGUGGGGAAAUGGAACUGGCAAGGUGCGCAUCAACGGCUGCGGCAUAGAAUAUUUUGAAGAGAUGCGGGACAGGGAACAAAUAAUGUUUCCCCUACAAUUCACGGGACUUCUGCUUAAGGUGGACUUUGAAGCGACCGUCACGGAAGUGGAAAACGGGCCUAUGUGUCAGGCAGGUGCCCUACGCCACGCACUGGCUCGUGCCCUGCGAAGCUUCGUCUCCCCCGACGAGGUCGAGAGAAUGAGGCUAGCUGGACUCAUCAACGUCGACCGUCGUAGACGAGAACGAAAGAAGCCGGGUCAGGAAGGGGCCAGACGCAAGUUCCCAUGGCGAAAACGAUGAGCACGCUGCUGGUCCUCAACGAGGAACGCUUCGGAGAAUGGUAGCAUUAAUGGAGUUACUGAGUGACUGUUUCAUGAAGUAUGACCACCACUUUAUUUGCGUAACAAAGUUCAGAUGCAUCUAGACGUAAGAGCUGCAACGAAGUGAUUUGUUCAGAUAACUGAGAUGUUCCUAUAGCUUGUAACUUAAGUUACUCUCAGACAGUAAAAACACGCGCAAUAUUUGAA